This is a messenger RNA of Diorhabda sublineata, 13984 nucleotides long. Its product is annotated as Krueppel-like factor 6. The coding region runs from base 423 to 1352 and encodes 309 amino acids. The record is from RefSeq and is a predicted model, not a curated record. Lineage: Eukaryota; Metazoa; Arthropoda; Insecta; Coleoptera; Chrysomelidae. The transcript has 5 exons. Gene Ontology annotation, biological process: regulation of transcription by RNA polymerase II. Gene Ontology annotation, molecular function: DNA-binding transcription factor activity, RNA polymerase II-specific; RNA polymerase II cis-regulatory region sequence-specific DNA binding.
GACCACUAGAUCAGUCGUGGUGCCGCGAGGCUCAGGAGUAAGUGUAGAGAGUAACAUUUUGCUCCGUUUAUUGUUAAAUACCCUAAGAACUAAGUUUAAAUACCCGCUGUAAUUAUAAAAACUGUAUUAAUAACGUCAAAAUAAACUCUGUUUACGUCUAAUUAGAUAUACACGAUCCUUCUUAUGCGUUUAACCAAACAUUUUAUAUAAAAUUGUGUGUAUUUGUUAUGUUAUUCGGUGAAACAUAACUCUAGUGUCAAUUCCUGCAGUAUUUUACUGUUACUGCUGUGCUACUGUUUGAAGUGGUAAACUUAUUGGUUAUAGAAUGCCGACAACGUGAUACAACUAUUAAGGAUUCUGUUAUCACUUAUUUAUAUGUGUUUCUUAGUGUUUCUGUGAUUCUUAGUGAGACGUGCAACACCAUGGAUAUAUUGCCGAGCGUUGACAUCUUCAGGGAGCUGCAGGACAUUCACGAUACUGGAUAUUUUUCAGCCCGACCUUCUUUGGACGAUCAUUGGCAACAGACAUGUUACGAAAUGGAGAGGUACCUCAAAGAUGAACCAAAAAUCAAAUCUCUCAAGAAACUUCCUACAGACGUGGAUAGAUCUUGGUAUGGCUACGAUUACAACGAUAACCAUUUUGAUGCAUUUUCGUCAGCCAGUUCUCCCAUGUCAUGGGACGGAGCCCUCUCUUGUGCCAUCUUGGUGAAACAGGAACCCAUCGAUGAUGAGGAAGAAGAUGAUGACGAUGAAGAUAGUGAUUUGCGAUUACGCCUUUCUUCCCGAAAUCCAACUACGCUGACACCUCCAUCUUCCCCAGAAUCUGGCCAAGGGGGCUUAAGUAACGAAAGCUCUAGUGCUAGUGACUUGGACGUCUGCGGAGUGCGGAUUAGCAACCGGAACACGAUCGUGCGAGUGCGCGCAUCGGGUCUCACUCGGUAUAUUUCGGUAGUGCCGUCAAGACCACCGGUUAAUAGUAGUAAUAAUAAUAAUAAUAAUAAUAGUAAUAGUGUUAAUAGUAUAUCGACGUCUUCUCAUCAUCAGCCGCAAAAGCACCAUUCCCGUUUGGACCAUUCGCCAGAUAGUAAAAGGCGAAUACAUAAGUGCCAAUUUCUCGGUUGCAAGAAGGUUUAUACAAAGAGCUCGCAUUUAAAGGCCCAUCAGAGAACACAUACAGGAGAGAAACCCUACAAAUGUUCAUGGGACGGGUGCGAAUGGAGAUUCGCCCGCUCGGAUGAACUGACACGACAUUACCGUAAACACACAGGAGCCAAACCGUUUAAAUGCCGCCACUGCGACCGAUGCUUCAGCCGGUCCGAUCAUUUAGCAUUACACAUGAAACGGCAUACUUAGAUAGGUCUACCUCCUACUUCCGCAUCACUGCCAGUUACCUAAACAGAUAGUGAAAAUGAUUUAAUCUGACUUCUGUAUACGGGUUUCAAUGUACAGACUGUACUUUCGAGUGUAGAACAAAAUCCGCAAAAGGAAUGGUGCAAUAAUGUUACAAUAUAUGAUGUCACAGCCAGGCUACAAACCCGCAUAAGUCAACACACAAUAUGUAUUUUGAAAGUACGAACUACAUAGACUGUUCCAAUCGAUAAUAUAGUGUGUCUAGUGUGUUCUGUGACGUCAUUUAUUUAUAAGAGAAUCCUCGUUACAUUGAUAUUGUGCUGUUAUUGCUUGAUGAUACUUGGGUUAAGAAACGGUUUUUUUUGGAGUAGGGGUAUUUCUUAGUUUUGUCUAAGGAUAAGAUAUUUGGGACAUUCAGUAAGGCAAUUUUCAAUUCGGAUUUUUAUUUAAAACGAAUAUUCGUAGAAAAAUUUUUGCAAAAUAGGAAAUUUUUAUAAAGCGGUAACGACGCUUUAGGAAAUAAUAUUAAUUAGUUUAUUGAGACACUUGGUGAUAUUAAAAAAAAGUAUUUAAUAACGUUAGUUAAAGUUGAAGCUCAUUGUAUCUAACUGAUGUUGAUUCUUAUGAUUAAAGGAAUUUAGUUCUUGUGAAAGUAAACGUAUUGGUACAAACGUAGUGUAUAUAGUAAACAAAUGUGAUGUGUAUUAAAUAAAAUUCCAUAAAAAUGCCUCGUCUUGGAUUAACGAAUCCAGAUAGAUGAAAUUAGAAAUGAAAAGAAAAAAGCAGAUGUGAAAAAAAGAUGAAAAACAAAGCAUAAAGUUAAUUGUUUCGAACAAAGAAGAAACAUCACUUUGGAAAUAAUUUGGAAACGAAAUGUGAUGAUAAAAAAUAAAAACGGGAUACCUCCGAAGGAUGUGGAAAUAGUGCAAAAGAACUGGAAACAGUUAAUUCUAAUCCUUUCUAACCUUGCGGGUGUAAGGCGUAAAUAUUUUCUAUUACUUUCCUUUCAUCUUAUCCCUUAUUCAAUUCAAUUUUUUUUAUUCUGUCGCUAUCUAACUUUCUUUUUUUCACGUUUUACUCGAUCUUCCUUUUUUUUCUUAUUUGCUGUUCUUGCUUCAUGUACUCUUCUAAUCAUUUUACCUUCUCACAUUCUUGUAAAUUCUCCAAAACAUCUAAUUUAGUAUCUAUAGAUUAUUCAUGUAUGAAUUAUAAUUCUAUCCAUUAUCGUUUUACUUUCUGUCAUCCUUAGAUAUCUCAUCUCCAUGCUCUGUAUUUUAUUUCUUUAGUGUUGUGUUGUGGUCCAUGUUUCUGCCCCGAAAGUAAGUGUAGACAUGACUACUGUUUUGAAAUGGUGUGUUUUUAUUUCGUUCGCUAUCUAUUUGCUAUGUCUUUGCUUCCUUCUUAUUUAUCUUUUUACAUUCCGAAGUUUUUGUUCAUAGUUCUUACGUCUUUAGCGAUUGGUACCAAUCUGUAUUCUUGACAUUUUCCAUAUUCCAAUGUCCCAACUUGAACGGUGUCGCUUAUUAGAUGCUUUUCAUUUCUUCAUCAAAAACAUCCGAGAAGAGCAAUGGACUUACGUACUAGCUCCUCGCAUUGUCCUAAUUAUUUUUGUGGUGAUGUGUAAAAAGAAAGAUGAAAAAUAAAAUCGGGAGACCUCAGGAGAAUGAGAAAAAACGCAAAAGUAGUACCAUAAUUGAAAUUACAAAAAAACAGUAUAAACAGAUUCUAUGACAUUUUAGUCUUACAAUGAUGAGAGCUUACGUCAUGUCUCUAUAAGUUUUAUAUAUUCGACUCUAUAUUGGUUCGUUCAUACACGCCAUAUAUCUACUUAUGAAAAGCAUAUUUUUGUCAGUAAUUAAUUUACAAAAAUUUAUCACUCUUCGUUUAAAUCUUAUAAUUUAUCAAGAAUUUUCCUUUUUUUAAUCAAUAAAUUACUUAUGAACUUCGGAAUUGGAGUCGUAUCUAGAAUGCAGCAUUUUCAUAUUUGCUUUUCCGAGUAUUAUGUAUAAUACCACAAUGGAAUUAUCUAGACUUAAUUAAUUAAAGUAUACUUGAUCUACCUGAACACCUAGUAUACCAUUUAUUAUAUCAAUUUAGGGACUUUACUAUUAAAUCGCUCAUCUGGACUAAAUUAAUCAUUAACUAUAUUAACCAAUAUUCGAAUAUGAAGUGUCAUGGAAAUCCAAACACCCAGUAGUAUUUCGGUAAUAUUUGACAUAUAUAUGCUCGUAAUAUCUAAAUGUUCAAAUUUCUCCCUAAUUGCACGGGGUAUAUUUAAAUUUCUGCUCACUAUCUUUAAUAUUGGGUCGAAGCUAUGAAAAUUCUCUAACGAGUCUAGGUAUUCUUUUAAUGAAUUCAGUAAUAUGCUUCUAGGGUAUCUAAUUCCAUGUUACAUCUAUCUAAUGUCGAAAAGACACCAGAGUUUGAAGAGGACGCUGUAAAUGUUAUAAACAUCUACCAAUUAUAUUCCACGCAUAGUCCAUCUGGAACAACUUCGAAGAUAUUGGGAAACAAGAAAGAAGAAAUUUCUUUGACUAUAUGUAAACUAAAAUGUUGGGUUCUGAAGUAUUCUUGUGUAAGGAAUCAGACGAAGUUUCAAUAUAUCUAGGUGUGCAUUCAAAUGAAGACGAUUUUGAUCAAGCAUGGCAUUUAUGUUAUAUUAAAAAAAUUAGGAUAACAAUACUCACUUCUCACGAUAAUUUUCCAUUACUGAUUCCAUUUCAGCUGUUCUUGGCACCACUGAUGUCAAUUUCUUCCACGUUUCUGAGUCCAACUGAAGUCGGUAUAAACAAAGUCCAAACCUUCCAUCCGUCUAUAAACGCUUGUCAUUUAAAGGAACUUUCUAUUGGAAAAGCAUUGCCUAUAUCUAUCAGGACCGAUCUUUUAAAGCUAAUAACCUUGAGCGAUAAUCUUGGCUCCCUGUUUUCUCUCUCGUUCUGUACCUCUAGCCCUUAGUAUUAGACACUGUUAAUGUCAUGUCUGGAUGGAUCCCACGACAGUAUCUUUACUCAUAUUUAUACUACUAGCAUCUCGACCAACAAUUCUAUCUCUUUGGAAUAAGUAGGUUGCUGAAAAUUCGAAUUUCUUCGUGCUCUAAGCAUAAUAAUAAACACUCGUGAAUUCUUGUAAGGUAAAAUCUACAACCACUCGAUUCUAAUAAAGAAGUAUGUGAAAUAUUUUUGAAAAAAAAACUUGGGUGUUCGGGUUAUUAUGUUACUAUGUAAUUUUCCAAUUAUGUUUUCUUCUGUAGUGUAAAAGUGAUAUUUUUGAAAAAUGUUUACCAAAAAUAGUGUUUCUGAUUAUACUCCAACAUUUAAUUAUCUAUACUAGUUAAGUAAAAAAAGUUAACUUAAACUGAAAACCAGUUGCCUUAUUUCAAACUAGAAAAUUUUAACAUUUAAGUGAAUAAACGUAAUACGUAUGAUGCUCCAAACUUUUUAUAAAAAAAGUUCCAUUACUGUAUGUCCCAAGUAUCAAAUAUUUUGUUAAUGAUAAAAAAAAAUAACAGAAACUUUUUUAAAUGGAAAUUUUGAAAAUACUUAUCAGGAGGGAAAGACAUUUUUUAGAUAGGGAUUUAAGGAAAAAUAUAAUCUAUUAUCAAUUCAAAACAUGCCAAAGUAAAAUAUAAAUAUUACGAUUAAUGUUCUAGCAAUUUAUGAUAACCUUUAUAGGGUAGAGUGAAAAAUAUCAGUCGUUAGCAUUAAAUAUGAAAAAAAUGCAAUUUGAAAUAAAAAGCACAAAUUCGGGUGCUUAUCUUUUCUUCUGAAUAGAAUUCACGUGAUGCCAAUGAAAUAAAUUGCAAACGAAGACAAAAUGAACUCAUUUUCGUGCGACACAAAAAGCGUUAUCCAAUACAUACCAGAACGCAGUAUGAAUUAAAAUGAUUUGUAACCAACGCUUACUCAAAUAGGAAAGUGAAAAGUAUGGUUAUUCAAUCAAAUCAUUGAAUGGUAAAGAUAAAGUAAUUCCAUAAUUUUCAAUUGGAUGGAACUACAUAUAUGAGAAAAUGACACAAAAAAAUUCUGUGAAUAGUACAUUACGCAACCUAGCAAGAAAAGUAGAGCAUCCUCCCCCAGGUAUACUAUUUUUUCUCCCUCCGGGAUGAAAAAAUUCGCUUUUCGUCCCUGGUAUGCGGGCCAAAAAUGGCCUAUUCUCUCCCUUGAAGAACUUUCUUUUCUAUCGAGAUAUUUUCUCAUUAACUAUAGUCUUAGGAGAUGAACCGUAGUAAUUUUUUCAAUCCGCAAUAAUACAUCGUGAUGUGGACCAGAAAUAUUUGAAACCUGCAUAAGUUUCGAUUAUUUAACGUGUCAAAUAAAAAAUAUUGUACCAAUUUUAUUGAUUGAAUCAGAUAUGUCACAUAAAAGAAAUUAGUGAUUGACAAAAUAAUAUGCAAAUUGGAAACUUCUAAUAAUGCAACAAUAAUUGAUUAAAUAACAUAUUAAGUAUGCGAAACUAAAUAAAGACUCUUGCGAUUCUUAUAAAGAUUCAUCCAAAUAAAUUGAAUCAAACUAUGAUGAAAUGUUUGAAAUAAACUUAGUUUCCGUAAUGAAAUGGUUAACUAAAUGUGAAAGUUAAAUGGUCUUGAUAGAAGUUUAUCUCAUUAUUUUCCUAAAUUAUGAUGGGAAACAAAGUUGUUGACCGAUCCGUAGAAACGUCUCGUUUGCUCUAGUAUUUAUUUGAAAGUUAUCACGAUUUUAUACAGUCAGUUUGACAUUUUCAUUUUUGUUUUCUAUUUUGAUAUUUUUUGCUCUACCUGACUUAUACACAUAGUCCGUAUGCUCUAAAUUUAGGUUGAAUGUACGAACCUUUACCUUGUAAGAUGUAAUAAAAUAUUAUGUGAAUAUUAUUAUUAUUAUUAUUAUUAUUAUUAUUAUUAAGUAAAAUAAAACGAAAUUAUCUGCGCCAAUUUUGCAGUUGACUUUUUUAUUAUAUGUUUAUAAUAAGAGGUGUCUUAUUAAAGUUUUGAGUGAUUUUUGCGAAGAAAUGUCUUCCUAGAUAAUUUAUACAAUUGAAAUACAGUAGAAUGUGAAUAUUAUUGAUAUUAUCUAUCAAACUAUGUUUAAAUAUUAUUCACAUUUACUUAAUUGAGCCAAACAACUAAUAUUCUAUAUGUUUAAAUCUUACAACUACAACAGAUGGAAGGUGCAAUCUAGUAUUUUUAAACACAACUAAGGACUUAAGGAUUUCACUUCAUUUAUAUAAAAAUCUUCAAACUUAAACUGACGAUUUGCAAUGCAAUAAUACUGUAUAAAAAUUACGAUAAUUGUGUUUAUGUUUUUAUUAAGAUGUAAUACCAAUUGGAAAUCAUUUAUUAAGUUUUUUAUAUUUUGUAGGGGCAAUUACUGAUUUAUUUGUUAUUUAUUGAUCAAUAUUUUGCAUUAGGCAGAAAAUUUUUACUAAAAUCAAGAUUGUAUUCUUAUAAAUUUACCAACUUGAAAAUUAAAUUAAGUAAAUAAGUGAAAUUAAAGCAAAGUAGGACCUAUUUAAAUCAUUGACAUAUUAUAUUAAUUUUUAUAUCUGUUCUACUGUAUUUCCAUAACAAUAGAAAUUUCAUUCUUAUUUUUUAUAUCAAAACUCAAAACUGAGACAUUUCUCUGUCAUAUUAAGAUGAUUCGUUAUUUGUAAUACCCACGUUUUAGAAGUAUCAUAAAUGAUUUUUACUUUUGGAUUAUUUUGAAAAUUUUUGUAUCUAUCAUAUAUUAACAGUAAAUUAAUCUCCUAAUCCUUUUUUUUUUCUACGGUACAGUGUUAAUACAAUGGUUAUAGGUUCAAUUAAUCUACUUAUACUAUUUAAUAUUAAUAUUCAAUGAUUAUUAUAAUGUUAUGUUACAGGUCAAUAUUCUUCUUCAAGUGCCAUCUCCAUAUAAUGAAGGUUGGAGACAAUUUCGGCAUACUUAUUUCGGUCCUGAGUGGUGCGAAUUAAAGAUCAUGUGUUCAUACCAGUCCAAUCGCUUAUAUUUUUUAACCAUGAAUGUUGUCUGCGACCAGGUCCACGUUUUCCUUCGAUUUUUCCUUCUAUUAUUAAUUUCAGUAUAUCAUACUUGUUGUUACGGUAUAUGUGGCCCAGAUAAGCGGUCUUUCUUCUCUUUAUUGUUGUAAGUAACUCUCUUUCUUUUCCCGCACGUCUAAACACUUCAUUGUUAGGUAUAUGUUGAGUCCAUGAUAUUUUUAAUAGUCUACGGAAGAUCCACAUUUCAAGCCUCGAGUCUGUUCAUGUUAUCCACUUUUAAUGUCCAUGUUUCUGCCCAUACAAGAUAACUGAGUGCACGUACGUCUUUAUAAAACGGUAUCUUAAGAAGUUCAAGGUUGCGUUACAUAAUAGGUUUUUCACCGUUAGGAAUUUGGAUCUUCCUUGUUCUAUACGUGAUCUUCCUUCGAUGUCAGGGACUACAUUUGUCGUUAUACAGCUGCCAAGAUAUUCAAAUUUAUCAACUUUCUCUAGUGCAGUGUCAUAGAUUUUUUUAUGUUUAGUUGUUGGUUUGGAAGUCUUGUUAUGGCCAUUACUUUUGGUUUUGUUAUAUUAAUUUCCAUGCCUAGCUCUACAACUUUGUUGAUUAGGCGUUGAAGAGCUUCUGGAUUGUCUGCAAUGAUAACCUGGUCGUUUGCAUAACGUUUGUUGCUUAAUGUCCUGCCGUUAAUUUUUAUUCCAUCCUUGUCAUCGCCUAUUGCUUGGUUAAAUAUAUGCUCAGAGUACAUAUUAAACAAUAUUGGUGACAAAACACAACCUUGUCUUUUCUAUACACACCGGUUUUGAUAUCAUUUGUCCUUAUCUAACCGUUGGUUCUUGGUUCCAAUAAAGAUUUCUAAUAAACUCGAUAUCUUGUUUGUUUAACUCAUUUUUCGGUAGUAAUGUCAGAAGAACUCAUCACAUUUCUUGGCUUUUGAUUUCAUAGGGAGGGGAAUAAAUACAGAGGUAAGCCAGUCUUUUGGAAUAUUACCUGUUGUAUGAACUUCCUGUAGUAACUGGAGCAGUGGCAACAAAUUUUUUUCUUCUAUUAGUUAUAUCAUUUCUAUGUGGAUAUCGUCCGGACCCGUUGCUUUUUAUGUCUUUACUCAGCUUAAGUGCUUUGAUUAUCUCAGAUUUUAGCAUUUUUAGAAUCUCUUGACAUUCAUUAUUCUUGUCGAAUAUUCGUGGCUUAUCGCUAGCGAAUAUUUUCCGUAUAUAGUUUUAAUAAUUCUUGCUCUUCUGUUACCAUUUCAUUGCUUUCAUUUAGUAUACAUGAUACGGAUUGAAUUUUGUUGGAAUGCGUUACCUCUUUUAUUUUCUUAUGAACUCCGUGGCUGUCCUGUUUAUUCUGAAGUAAUUCAAUCUUCUCGCACCUUUCUUUCAUCCACUCUUCUUUUGCUAUUCGGAUUUUCUUUCUUAUUUCUCUAUUUAUUUUUUUAUAUUUUUCGAUGUUUUUAUACUUAUCCAUUGUCUGAUUGUCCAUUAUCAGUAGAAUUUUUUAUGUUAUCCAUUCUUUCUUGGUCUUUGGGCUGGCAUAUCCUAUUUCUUCUUGUUCUACUUUUACUAUUGCAUGUUUAAUUUGAUCCAAGACAUAUUCUAUAUUCGUUUCUGGUGUUGUAGUUGACUUUAUUGUCGCAAAUUUUUCAUUUAUUUGUUCUUUUGCUUUUGUCUGUGUGUCUUUGCUUUCAAGUUUUUUCAUGUCAUUACUUUUUUUUGUUACUCUUUCUUAGACCUUUUAAUUUCAUAUCGAGCUUACAGGUCAAUCUGUUAAUAUGUCAUAUUUGAUACACAAUUAUAAAAACAAAAAUUUAAAAAUCUCACUAUAAAUUAUUCCAAUUUUAAUAAGCGUUAAGACAUUCCUUUAGUACAAACAGAUAAAGAUUACUAAGUAUUUAGUGGAUUAUUUUGCAUGUACCGAAUUAUCUUAAAUGAUUUGACUUUUAGGUGAUAUAUUUGUAUAUAAGCUACCUUUUUAGUCUGAUAUAACCAGAAAAACAAUAACACUCGUUAUAUUUUCCAUUUUUUAUCUUUUAUUACUAUAUAUGUAUUUUGUAUGUAUUAUAUGUAUGUACAUGUAUGUUACAAAACAUGGCCAGUCAAAUGUAUUAGUAUUAAGUAUUAUAUUUCAGGAAAAAAUAUAUUUUCGAAAUUUUUCCUAAUGAAAGGAAAUAAUUAAAAACGACUUUCAAAUGCGUUUGAUAUUUUGACUUCCAAUAUUUAUAUACAUCAAUAACCAAAUCAAAAAUAUUAAUCUAUGUCAGGGAUAAAGUGAGCUCAACAGGUUGAAGUGGGUAUUAUCAAUGUUUUCCAGCGAAGGAUUUAUAAAGAUUUCAUCUUUAAACCAUUCCUAGAUGAAGCUCUUAAUUCCCAUUCAUUACAGCAAGUUAAAUUUGAAUGUCAAAUAAAAUAUUCGCAGAAAUUUUUUAUUCAAUAUUUUGUUUUAAUCUAGUAUUUUCUAGUAUUUUUCAAUGUAGAUCUUUAAUUUGUCCCUGCUGAAAUAUUUGUUGCUAAAUUUAGCAAAUGCUGUAUGCGAUCAUACAUUUUAUUUUCUCUCUGCUUCAGAUCAUUUUUCAUAAUGUUUAUAUAUAUUUAUGUUAGAGCCAACUAAGCUUAUGGCUUUGACACUAUUUGAGCUUAAAUCGACUAGGAUUGGUUAAACCCAAUCUUAACAUGUUAACCCUUAGAUACACGAAUCUUAGUGAGUAUACUCUUUACCCGCUACUGGCAUCUGGUGCCGCGUUUCAAUUUUCCGUUGAUUUCGAACGUUUUAAUUUUUUUUGCUUACUAUUACAGUUUAUUACUUACCAAAUAACCAAAGUUUUCAGGAAAUGUAUCACACAAUAAAUAAAAUCUACAAAAGGUGUAUAUUUUAAGUAAAUUUUAAUUCUUACAAGGAAAAAAUCGCACAAUGAAGAAUUGAAUAUUACAAAAGAAAAAUUAUUAGAGAAAAUGUUGUAUGCUUCGAAAAUAUUUAAAUAGGUUUAAAACUCUUCUUCUUCUUCUUCCUGCUGUGUAUAGGCAUCAUUGCCUGUUUUUCUUCACAUCAUUGCCUCUGCUCAGUCACCUGGGAGGUUGUCAUUCCAUCUUUUUCUAGGUCUUCCAAGGCUUCUUUGUCCUGCUGGUGAUUUGUCCCUUGAUAUUUUCACAAUUCGUUCUUCCGUCAUGCGGUCAAUGUUCUCAUUCCAUUUUAUCUUUCUAUCCAGUACCCAGUAAUUGAUGUUACCUAUCCCGUAUGUUCGUCUUACUUCUUUCUCUAUCCAUUAGUGUGCUUCCCGCUAUUCUUCGAAAUAUUUUCAUUUCUGUAGUCUCCAAUAUCCGUUUCGUUUUAGAGGUCUCAGGUCGGGUCUCUGCUGCAUAGGAUAAUAUAGAUCUGAUUGCGGUCUUGUAUAUGCGGGCUUUUGCUUCAGUUCGAAUGUAUUUAUUUCGCCAGAUUGUGUCAUUUAGGUAUGCUGCUGCUCUUGAGGCUCUUGUAGCUUGGUUUAUUACUUCCGUCUCCACGUUUCAUUUCCUGGUGUAUUAUUUUGUUAUCCACCACAAGCUUACAUCUGAUCGGCUUCUUGGAAGUAACCAUUGAUUUUGUCUUUGCCGCUGAUAUUGUCAUAUUGAAUUUUUUUGCUAUUUUGUUAAAUUGGUACAGUAACCUUUAAAAGGUUUAAAAGGUUCAAAACUCAUUGGAGAAAAAUGCGUAUAUGUAAAAAUAUUAUACAAUAUUUUCUUCGCAACAUGUUUCUUCAUUUCGACAACAGUGAACUGAAGUUUCUCAUGUUUCUAUGUUCGCCACAUUCAUGGCAUGGACCUCUCCUUGUUUGAGAUAUGUUUUGGAACAAUUCAGGCGAUUCUUUAUAUUUUGACAGGAAAGUUUUCAAUUUUAAUGGAAGAUUCUUGAUUUUGGCUCGUUCUUUCAGGUGCUCUUCGAGGAAUCCAAACGCCACCCCUUCCAGAAAUACUACUCGCUUCUUUUUGUAUGUUUAUCUUUUUGUUGAGUAGUUAGCACACAUUUGAUCGACAGUGUCCACUCCCCCUUUUGUGCUAUUGUAGUCUAAAAUUAUUUUAGGCUUUCCGGUUUCAGGACAAACAUCGUCAUCAUCGUGUAUGGUGGAGGGAAGAAUCAUGCAUUUAUUUUUUUUAGUCAUGUAAGACACAAUAUUGGAAGCCAGAUAUUGAAGAACCAAUUGGUCGACUUGAAGAUGGAAGGAAUUCUCGAGAGAUGUCGGACUUAUUUUCUUUCAUUGCUCCUAAAAAUGUUUUUUAGUUCUUUAUUGGUUCUCUUAGGCGUUUUACAAUUUCGUCUGGUUUAUUUGAGGUCAUAUACGGGUCUGGUGGUUGAAAACCACAAUAAAUUUCGAAAUUGUAAAUGUAAAAUGUCUUAGCGUCGCACAUAGAAUACGUUUUCAGGCCAUACUUCGCAGGUUUGUCUUGCAUAUAAACAACAAAUCCACGCAAGGGGUAUAGCAUUUCGUCAAUUGUAAUAAAUUCUGAUAAACUAUAAUUUUCUUGAAAAUUUUUAUUCAAUAUCGAAUAAAUUUCUCUCACUGGUGCUAGUUUAUCAAAUAUUAUCCGUUCUUUUCGAGUUCUUACAUCAUCAAAGCCUGUAGCAAAAAUCGGAAUCUAUUGAUACCAAUUGCCGCCCUAUAUUGUAAGUCCUGUUCCAUUCUUCUUCCAAACACACCUAGCAUCAGUUUUUAUUUAUUCCUAAUAUAUAAAAAACACCAAAGAGCGCCUUGAUUUCAGAACGGAAAGUUCUUUUGCAAUCUCUCUCCCUUGUGAUGCUUCGGUAAGGUUAGAAAUAGAAAAAAGGCAUCAGUCUCCGAAUGUGCGUCCCUGGCAUUUCAUAAAGGUCCAGAUAAAACUUUUAUGAAGUUUUUUGAUGAUGUUCUAGGACUUGGCGCGACUUUUGGUCUACAAAGCCAAAAUGUAUAGUUGUUUUUGUCCUGCCCCAAAAAUACAUCAACAUGCAAAGAGUUACAUACUUGUGGAGUUGGUUCAAUUUCAUCACCAGACAGUUCGCUGUUACUGGAAUGAUUAUCGUUGAAAAUAGUCUUCUCCUCUCCGCCGGAAUCAUCACCGAAGUCAAAUGCUGCCUCUUCCUCUAACGGUUCCAUCAGGAGCUUCUGUAUCUCCUCAUCAGAUAAGAAUCGACCUAGAGAAAUAUAAAUAUACAAAAUAAAUAAAAUCAAUAAUAGGUAAUUAUUGAGAAAGUAACAAACAAAAAUUAAGAAAAAAGUACUUACAUGAAUGCCGCAGGAAUAGAACCUCUCUCUUUGGUCUCUAAAUAAACACUCACUGUAAAUCCAAGAGUCACGACGUUCCCUUCCACUGAUUCUGUGUAGAUUUGUUGAGGGGUACUAAUGGUUCUAAAAUAGACCUGGACAAUUUAAACUAACCAAAACUACGACACGGGGUGCCGCUUAGCAUGUAACUAAGGGUUAAAGACGCAAACUCUAGAAAUCCUUCCGGUUUUAUCCUCAAAGCAUUGGUAAUCUCCUGUUGAAAUUAGGUUUAUUCCUAUUUUUCUUAUACUAAAUCACAUACAUUUACUUCCAAUUAUUUAUCAAAAAGAUACGCACAUAGUAUAAAAACCCUCUCCAAAAAUAGACUUCCACUAUGUUUUAAAUUGAGCUGCAUAUUUUUUUAUAUUUCUGAGUAAUAUUCAAUAACCCAUUCAACAGAAAUACUUUACAAGUAGAAACCAAAAUACAAAACUUGUUAAAGUAAUGAGGACUUAACAUCUCCACUAUUACUUAUUUUUUAUGAAUUUAUUUUAUAGAAAUCAAAUAGUACUUACAAUUCUUCUUCUUAAACAUCUAAAUAUUGAAUAAUUUCAUGAAUAUAGAAGAGUAGUUGCAGCUUAAAAGUUAUUUUGCAAGCAAUGGAAACUGAUAAUUGCUCAUAUAAACAAUGUCGUCAAAUAAGAAAUAGUGAAGCAAGCAGUAUCGGAAAGUAAGCUUAGUUAUCGAUACACGGUGUUCAUCGUUGGACAAUAUCCAAUCCAAUUCAUUUAGCUAAAUUAGAAAAUCUGGAACCGUUGGUUAUAUUCAUAUUGAACACACUGUUUACACCUCGACUACACCAACACUCUCAAUUACACUGUCUGACGGGCGUUAUAACGAUUCAGGUAAACUUACCUUGAGUCUCUGAAAACGAUAAUUUGGUUAUCGAAACGUGCGUCGGACAGUGUGAUUGUGACUAUUGGUUGUAGUUGCGGUGUAAACAGUGUGUUCAGCACAAUCCAUCUAGAGAAAGUGGAAGAUUUUUGAUGAUAAACAACAAGAAAAAAUUCUGAUUAAUAUUUCAAAUGCAUAUAAAUUGUUUAAAAAUUGUUAUUUGUUGAUAGUGUAACCUAGAGGUUGAAUUAAUUUUGGAAAAUGGAUAUAGGUAAGAUUUCAAUUGAAAUAUAUUUUUUAAUGAAGGCCAAAUAAUUCGAUAAAAUAUAGGUAUAUUUAGAUAAGAGAUUUUUUAAUUCUUAAUUUAUAUUUUUUUCCAUGUUUUUCAUAUACAAGUAUAUCCAUAUUAUAUGUAUGUAUAAAUGUAUAUGCUCUAGUUGUUGCACAAAUCUUUUAUUAACUCUUUAUUUUAAAUUUUAUUCAAAAUUUUCGUCAUCCAGUCAAACUGACGGCGAAAUUUCGUAUGCUAGCUUGUAUUUCUGCUCAGUGCAAAAUAAACGUUAAAAUAAAUACUGUUAAAAUUA